AUGUCCACUCCCACUCCACUAAGUCGCAUCGCAUAUAGCUCUGGCUAUUCGACCGAUGUCGACAAGAUUCGCGAGCAGGAAUAUCCCCACCUUGCUACGACAACCUACCUCGAUCAUGCUGGCACGACACUCUAUGCCAAGUCUAUGAUCGACGCCUUCUCCCAAGAUAUGAUGUCCGGUCUCUUUGGAAACCCACAUUCCAUGUCUCUCUCCUCCCAGCUUUCUACCACCCGAAUUGACGACCUUCGACUACGCGUCCUACGUUUCUUUAAUGCCGACCCUGAUGAAUUUGACCUGGUCUUCGUGGCUAAUGCAACGGCCGCCAUCAAGCUCAUCGCCGACACCUUUCGUGACACCGAUCACCGAGGCUUUUGGUAUGGCUACCACGUCGACGCUCAUACCAGUCUCAUUGGAGUGCGUGAGCUUGCUGAUCUGAACCAUCAGUGUUUCAUGAGCGAUGCCGACACUAUUCGCUUUUCCAGGCCAGUCCAAUAUGAACGGCCGGCGUCUCCCCUCCGCUGGUGCAAGGAAAUUCGAGCUGCUGCCAAUGGCGGCAAUGUCUAUACCUUGCUUGAUGCGGCCUCGAUGGUUUCGACCUCCGCGCUGGACAUAAACGCGGUUUCCCCAGACUUUACCGCACUGAGCUUCUACAAGAUCUUUGGAUUCCCUGACCUGGGCGCACUGAUCGUGAAGAAAAGUGCCACUCAUCUGUUUGAGCGACGGCGGUUCUUUGGUGGAGGUACUGUGGAAAUGGUCCUGGCAUCUGGUGGCCAGUGGCAUGCGAAGAAGGAGUCUUCUCUUCAUGCGCGACUCGAGGAUGGUACCCUGCCAUUCCACAGCAUAAUUGCUCUCGAUUCUGCCAUAAGCACUCAUGAGAAACUCUAUGGUUCCAUGGAAAACAUCUCAUUCCACACAGCAUUCCUGGCGAGACUGCUCUACGAUAGACUCUCCGCUCUAAAGCAUUGGAACGAGACGCAAGUCUGCCAGAUCUACCAUGGAAGCUCGGUUUAUGGUAACCCAAAGAGCCAAGGCCCUAUUAUUGCAUUCAAUCUUCGCAAUAGUCAAGGACAAUGGGUCCCAAAAUCCGAGGUGGAAAAACUGGCUUCAGUCCAAAAUAUCCAGAUGCGAACCGGAACGGUGUGCAACCCUGGAGGCGCUGCCUGUUCUCUCGGCUGGACAUCGUCAGAGAUCCGCAAUGCCUACUCAAAAGGUCUGCGAUGUGGCAAUGGUAAUGAUUUUAUAAAUGGUCGACCUACUGGUGUCUGCAGAGUCAGCCUUGGCGCAAUGACGAACAUGACGGACAUUGAAACUCUUGCCAACUUGGUCGAAGAAUUCUACGACGAUGUCGUCAACCGUCACUUUUACAUCGAAAGUCUUUCUGUGUUCCCAAUUAAGAGUUGUGGCGCUUUCAAAAUCCCCGAGAAUAAGCGUUGGGAAGUUAAGAGAGAGGGUCUGGCAUGGGACCGCGAGUGGUGUCUCAUUCACCAGGGAACAGGAGCUGCUCUAAAUCAGAAAAGAUAUCCUCGCAUGGCUCUCAUCCGCCCAUCCAUUGAUCUCGAACGCGGCGUUUUGCGAAUAAGCUAUGGUACGUCUACCGAGCAAGUGACCCUCGAGAUUUCACUUGGCUGGGAAGAAACCAGUCUCAUCUCAACUUCGCUAUGCCAAAACUCCGGUAAUAGAAGGGCAACUAUGGUAUGUGGCGACCAGAUUUCGCUACAUGCAUACGCAUCCCCAGUUGUUUCGGCCUUCUUCUCUGAUUUCCUGGGCGUCCCCUGCACGCUUGCACGCUUCCCUUCACAAUCUGCCACCAGAUUCUCACGCCCACCCCGUCUCUCUGGUGUAUGGAAGAGCAAAUUCCGGAAGUUGCUUAUGCCAGGCUCCUUUCCACCUGACCUCCCACCACCCGUCGUUGAACAGAAUCGCCAACAGGGCAAACCCUUGACGCUCUCCAAUGAGAUGCCAAUCCUUGUGGUCUCACGUUCAUCUGUGAAUCGUCUCAACGAGACAAUCAAAGCGAGCUCCAAACAAGGCCCUGGUGCCGCCAAAGCAGUAGCCGCUGAUGUUUUCCGCGGAAACAUAGUUGUCGCCGAGCGACUUGCUCGCGUGGGUGACGCAGAACAGCCUUAUGCCGAAGACCACUGGUCAGGCCUACGAAUCGGACCCGAUGAACUUCGUAUCGAUGUUCUUGAAGGAUGCCAGCGUUGCCAGAUGGUUUCCAUCGACCAGUUUACUGGCCUGCGACGCUCUGAGCCAUUCUCUACCCUGGCGAAGACCAGAAACAUUGAUGGAAAGGUCCAAUUCGGUCGCUAUGCUGCUCUUUCUCGAGCCGAGGUCGACAGACUUGAGUUUGAACCACUAGACCGCCGUACGGUCAUGGUGGGUGAUGUUGUUACGCCGACUUUUAUGUGA
Molecule: messenger RNA, 2409 nt
Organism: Penicillium manginii
Lineage: Eukaryota; Fungi; Ascomycota; Eurotiomycetes; Eurotiales; Aspergillaceae
Gene: hxB
Product: putative molybdenum cofactor sulfurase protein (HxB)
Exons: 4
Coding region: 1-2409 (802 amino acids)
Biological process (GO): Mo-molybdopterin cofactor biosynthetic process
Molecular function (GO): molybdenum cofactor sulfurtransferase activity; pyridoxal phosphate binding; molybdenum ion binding
Source: RefSeq, a predicted model, not a curated record